AUGCCGAAACCUUACUUUUAUAGUGUGCCCGAGCACAUUUCUUUAUCAAAGGCCCAGCAUCGGAAAUUCACUGAGCUGGCCGACGCCAUAGUAGCUGAAACGUUACAGACAAACGAAUUGUUUGUUGCAGACGAUCGACAGCUACCAAAUGAUCAGUGGAAACACGUCAAGUCUAAAGAAAAGAUGCACGUGUAUCGAUCACGACAUGCUUCUAAGGCAAUGAGACCACGGGGACCGUCUCAAGACGAGAAGCAGCCAAGUCGACCUCGUUUUCUCUCACUCUCAGCUGUCGAACUCCAUGAACGAGAGACUACGGGUCGGCCGUAUGGCUACAAUGACGAGACAUAUAUGUCACUCAAGGAAAAAAUAAGCACCAACACACAUAGUUCGUCAAGUGAUGGGGAGUCGUUUUCUUUAGAGGAUGAUUGUGUCUUAGCGAAGAUAAAACCGUCGCAUAUCCCACUCGUGGUAGCUACUGGAGCUAUUGACGGUACCAUUGAGAAUGUUGCUUUUGGCAUGUUCUCGAAUACAAAAAACUCUUGGAUUAUUUGCAAUUCGUACGUCCAUAACGACGUAUUUGACGAUCGAAAAGUGCUGGCGACGUUACAGUUGCCUUCUGUAGAAGAUCCUUUUCGAUCAGUGACUAUCAAGUGGGCAACUGGUUCCUUUGGUGCCUUUACAACACGACGAGAUUUUCUUUACCUUGAGUCGAUGGGUAUGGCCUUCGAUUCAGACGGCGAAGAAAUCUUUUACAACCUAAUACACUCUAUUGAACUGGACGACUUGUGUCCUCCGACCGAGCAUUGCAAUAUCAUUCGAGCCCAAAUUUCGACCUGUUAUAUUGCCCGACAGCUUAAUGACCAUAGUGUCGAUAUGUUUUGCCGCGGUUUUGUUGAUCCUCGAGGUGAUAUGGUGGAGAGCUAUGGCAUUCUUAUGCUGGCACACACAGUGUCUGUUUGUUCGGGUUAUGUGGAGUGUUCAAAUCUUAAAAAAUUGGAUUGGCUCAUGCGUCAAAGCAAUCUGAUCAGUCCCAUUACAGGAACAGAGUGUGGUGUUUGCCACAAACCCCACAAGAAGCGCUCUCUUCUUCAUUCGCCAACAGGGUGCACCAUAUGUCGGCGCUUGACAUGUAGCAAGUGCAGUGUGCAAAAGAAACUCACAGUUGACGUUACUGAUGGGAUCGUGCAGAAAGGUUUUACUUUUUGCUUGUCGUGUGUCAUGGUAGCAAAAAAAUUGUCGGCAUGGGAAGUUGCUGCGGCAGCAGUGCGAAGCAAAGAAUCUGUAAGCUGA
Molecule: messenger RNA, 1290 nt
Organism: Plasmopara halstedii
Lineage: Eukaryota; Oomycota; Peronosporomycetes; Peronosporales; Peronosporaceae
Product: START-like domain
Exons: 1
Coding region: 1-1290 (429 amino acids)
Source: RefSeq, a predicted model, not a curated record